Molecule: messenger RNA, 1984 nt
Organism: Eruca vesicaria subsp. sativa (arugula)
Lineage: Eukaryota; Viridiplantae; Streptophyta; Magnoliopsida; Brassicales; Brassicaceae
Source: the annotation of a GenBank genome assembly
CGUUUUCCGACAUGCUCGGCCUAGCGGUUUAGCUAACGGCACGCACCGAUAAAUACUGCCACACGCCCAUUUCCACGUCGUCGUUUCUGGCUGUACAAUCCAUUUUUCUGGAACAACUCCAAAUGGCUAACAACAAGUCACUGAAUCGUCUUUUAUGGAAUUUCUUUGUGCAUCAUGAUUCACCGUUGAAGAAGAGACGAGAGUUGUAUCAAGGAGUACUCUACAAUGUAAUCAAGCGGUUUAAGUCAAGGUUACCAGAAUCAGGCAAGGAGUUAGAAGAUUCACAUAGUUCUGAGUUAGAGAAUAGAAGACGAGUUGAGUCAGGAAUCGAGAGUGAUAGCUCUGGUGAUGAAGAUACAACAAGUGAUGGAAAGUGGAAACUAGACUUAGCUUGGCUCACUAGAGCACUUGAACCUGCUACUCAACUCCGUAGAUGGGCUCUUCCUACAGGAGAGAAAUCACAACCUGGUAGUAGAUCUUUAUCUGAGAUCAUUGCUAGUAUUCAAAAGAGUAAGCUUGGGAUUGAAGGUUGGACUCUCGGUGAUCUUACAAUCGGUCUUUAUCUUAUCUACCUUAGACAAGCAUCAUUGUCUCCAUUUGAGGACGUUAAGGGAGUUCAAGUUGUUUCAGAAUCAACCGUUUCUGAUCUCAUAUACAACGCGGAGUUAGCCAAAGGCUGUUACAGGGAUAGUGUGAGUGGUCUUGCGAAGAACACCAUGCUCCGAGAGAACAACAUUCUUAAAUUUGUGAAAGAUUCUAGUGUUAUGAGGCCUGGUUAUUACGUGGGAGUUGAUCAUCGGAGGAAGCUUGUAGUCUUUGGAAUACGUGGGACGCAUACUAUCUAUGAUAUUAUUACUGAUAUUGUCUCUUCAAGUGAUGAUGAGGUCACGUUUGAAGGAUACUCGACGCACUUUGGAACCGCUGAAGCUGCACGGUGGUUUCUUAAUCAUGAGUUGCAGACUAUAAGAAGGUGCUUAGAGAAAUACGAGGGAUAUAAGUUAAGGCUUGUUGGUCAUUCUCUGGGAGGUGCUAUAGCUUCUUUAAUGGCGAUUAUGCUUAGGAAAAUGCCAAGAAAGGAGCUGGGAUUCGACGCUGAGAUCAUUUCGGCAGUUGGAUAUGCGACACCUCCUUGUGUUUCCAGAGAGCUUGCAGAGAACUGCUCUGAGUUUGUGACAACUAUUGUUAUGCAGGAUGAUAUUAUACCGAGACUGAGUACAGCUUCUCUAGCGAGAUUGAGAGAUGAAAUACUUAAGACCGAUUGGACAAGUGUGAUCGAGAAGGAAGAGUGGAAAAGCGUAUUAGACUUGGUAACAAACGCGAAACAAGUCGUCUCCUCCGUGCAAGACGCAGCUCGUAAAGUUUCUGAGUAUGCAAAUUUUGGAAACAAGAACGAUUAUCCUGGUAACUAUUGAGUAUCAUCACUAGAAAACGUAUCAUCUUCAUUAAUCUCUUUAUUUUUCUUGAUUCUCAUCAGAACUCCCUUCGUCGAAGAACGAUUACUCUGAUACCUUGAGCACUGAAACUACAACUAAAGAUGUUGUUAAGUUGCCAGAAGAGUUGUAUGUACCGGGAGCAGUAUACUAUCUGAUGAGGAACGUAAGAGGAAACAAAAAAAGCUCAGCAGGGAAGAAAGUAGAAUACUUUAAUCUAUGGAAGAGAGAUCCAGGACAACAUUUUCAGAGGAUACUUCUCUCAGGUAAUUUCAUUACAGACCAUAAAUGUGAUAGCCACUACUACGCGCUGCGAGAUGUUCUCAAAGGGUUUCCUGGUUUCAUCGACGAAAGCAUUUUUAACAAGAGAUCUAAGUGAUCUCAUCUCUCUGGUUAGAACACAAUGUUUAGUUUGUCUGUGAACAUUUUUUUUUUGUCAACAGCAAAUUUAUUUAAAGAAUAAGUUAUCAGUUUACUACUGCUUGAAGAGUGUGUGUGGUUCAAUGAUAACAGUUUGUUGCAAACACUUAUAAGAAUAAAAAUAUCAGUUUAUC